UCAGUCAGUCGUUGAACAACGUUCGCACACACACAACAUGUGGCAAUGGCUGCUGCUGUUCCUCAUCGGGCUGAUCUCGCUGAUCUAUCAGUUCCUCAUCUGGAAUUUUGGGCAUUGGCGGCGUCGUGGCAUUCGGGAGCCGAAAGCAUUGCCGCUCCUCGGCUCCUUUCCGAACAUCGUGUGGCCACGUCAGCAUUUCACCAACGAUAUGCGGGAUAUUUACAUGAAGUAUCGUGAGACGGACAGCUAUGUGGGCACAUUUCUGUUGCGCUCACCAAAGUUGCUGCUGCUGGAGCCGAAGUUGAUCAACGAGGUCUUCGUGUCCGCCUUUCGGCACUUUGAGAACAACGAUGCGUCGCGCAUGAUUGACAUCAGCAAGGACAAGCUCGUUGCCUGCAAUCCAUUUGUGCUCGACGGCGAUGAGUGGCGACAGCAGCGCAGCAUCUUCUCACCAUUGCUGACUAGCGGGCGUAUACGUAAUGCCUACUGCAAUAUGCAACGCAUUUGCGGCAAGCUCUGUGAUUACAUCGACGAGACUUCGAGCAGCGAACAAUCAUUCAAUGGCAUGGAUCUAGGAUUGCGCUUUACCAGCGAGAAUCUCUUUGACUGUGUGUUGGGCAUUGAGGCUAAAAGCUUUAGCAAGUCGCCGCUGCCGGUUGCGAAGCACAACAAGGAAAUGUCCGAGGAUAAUCGAGGUCUCGCCUUGGCGGGUGCCCUCAACGGUCUCUUUCCCCAUCUGCCGCGUUGGAUGCGCCCCAAAGUUAUUCCCCAGUCGUAUGACAAUUUCUUUUCGCAGUUGGUGCUCGAAGCGUUUCGUUUGCGUCGUGCCAAGCGACAGGAGCGCAACGAUUUCAUCAAUCAUCUGCUGGACAUGCAGCAGGAGCAUCAACUGAGCGAACAGCAGCUUCUCUCGCAUGCGAUGACCUUCAUGUUCGAUGGCCUCGACACCACGUCCUCAACUAUUGCUCACUGUUUGCUCUUGCUGGGUCGCUAUCCCAAAUGCCAGCAGCUGCUGUGGCAAGAACUGGACAAAGCUUGUGCCAAGGAUCAAUUGUUGCCCGACUUCGAGGUGCUCAGUGAACUGCCCUAUUUGAGUGCGUGUUUGAAUGAGAGUCUGCGCAUCUAUCCCGCUGGAGGUUGGGCCUCCAAAACCUGCACCACGCCUUACACCUUUCAUGGCAGCCAUCACAAGAGUCCGCUGCAAAUGUAUCCCGGCGAUAACGUGAUGAUACCGAUCUAUGGACUGCAUCACGAUCCCAACUAUUAUGCCGAACCACACGAAUUUCGACCCGAACGCUUUCUCAAUGGCGGCUUAAAGCGUUAUCAGCAACUGGGCGUCUUUCUUGGCUUUGGCAAUGGACCGCGACAAUGUGUCGGCAUUCGCUUGGGUCUAACACAGACGAAGGCAGCGAUUGCGGCGAUUGUGAGACGCUUCGAGGUUAGGGUAAAUCGACGUACACUCCAGGGCAUUCAACUAGAUCCACUCAUAUUUGUGGGCGCACACAAGGGCGGCAUUUGGCUGGACUUUAAUCGCAGAUGAAGCAAAUGUGAUCAACAAAAUACAAGUAUUAUUAACGGGGGAAUACAAGUAAAGCAUAAAAACUAUUUUAAUAAAAGGAAA
This is a messenger RNA of Drosophila nasuta, 1621 nucleotides long. It is a transcript of the gene Cyp28c1, whose product is annotated as Cytochrome P450 28c1. The record is from RefSeq and is a predicted model, not a curated record. Gene Ontology annotation, molecular function: heme binding; monooxygenase activity; iron ion binding. Bases 38 to 1540 code for a protein of 500 amino acids. The transcript has 5 exons. Lineage: Eukaryota; Metazoa; Arthropoda; Insecta; Diptera; Drosophilidae.